CCCCUCGGAGCAGCGUAGCGAGGCAGCGAGCUUAUUCGGGAAGAUAAAGAUGAGUCUACGGAAGCAAACCCCUAGUGACUUUCUAAAGCAAAUCAUUGGACGGCCAGUUGUUGUAAAAUUAAAUUCUGGAGUUGAUUAUCGAGGUGUCCUGGCUUGCCUGGAUGGGUAUAUGAAUAUAGCUCUGGAACAGACAGAAGAAUAUGUAAAUGGACAAUUAAAGAACAAGUAUGGGGACGCAUUUAUCCGAGGAAAUAAUGUUCUGUACAUAAGCACACAGAAGAGGAGGAUGUGAAGAUGCCAGAGGGAGGCUAUUUUGUACUUCUGAACCUCUCUGAAUUGAUGAGCCUGAUUUGAUUUGUAGUUAAUAAUUCAUAGGUGAAAUACACAGGUGUUUAAAUAUAUUUUUUAAUAAAUGUAAACCAGUGUAAACUUCUGGAAUGUUUUUGUUUCAGUUUCAAAGCAUUGCUUUGUUCCACUGUACAGAAAGAAUAAAAAUAAAGUAUGUAGUAGUGCUGCAAGACAAAUUCAAAGCAACAGCUCAUUUGAUUGGAAGGUAAGCAAGCACAGCAUAAUUACAAAUAGGAGUCUUGUACUGAUGGCAAAACAAUAGUUUAACUGAGGUUAGGAACGGAUAAACUAAUAUUUUGGUUAAAAUGAUGUGUACCUUUUGGAAAACAGAGGGUCACUUUUAAAUACCAAUCUGUGGUAAGAGUCAUUGGGUAAAAAGUUCAGGCCAACUGUUAAAUUAGCCAAAAAAAUCUUGAACUGUGGAUUUGAAUCAGGGGAUGUAACAGUGACACUUCAACAAUAGGGGUGGGGAAAGAAUUGAAUCAAAUGGAAGAAAAGCCCUAAGGGUUAGUGCUGUGCCAGCUGCUGGAGUCAGUCACCAGUGAAAAGCUCUCAGUUGGUAUGCCAACACAGCUAGCAGCUGCUUCCAUGUCCUACCUCUGCUUUCUACUCCCUCUGCAUCCCCCGCCCUUGCAGUUACUUUUUUUUUUUUUUGCAUGUCUCUGCAAAACACAAAGAACUUAUUCAAUAAAAAGCAUUUUUAACUAAUUUUUUAACUAAAGCUAUUCCUGAAAACAGAUUGGGAGUCUUAACCAAAAAAUAAAAAAAAAUUAUGUAAACACA
Messenger RNA from Struthio camelus australis, 1131 nucleotides. RefSeq names its product LSM6 homolog, U6 small nuclear RNA and mRNA degradation associated (gene LSM6). Gene Ontology annotation, molecular function: RNA binding. Gene Ontology annotation, biological process: maturation of SSU-rRNA; mRNA splicing, via spliceosome. The record is from RefSeq and is a predicted model, not a curated record. Lineage: Eukaryota; Metazoa; Chordata; Aves; Struthioniformes; Struthionidae. Gene Ontology annotation, cellular component: U4/U6 x U5 tri-snRNP complex; U6 snRNP; P-body.